UUUGUUUCAAAGGGAUUUUGUAUUGUAAUUUUUCUUAAUUCAUAAUACGAUUUAAAUAAUAGCAUGGUCUAGAUGGUUAAAACAGUAGUUACUAGAAUUUGUGUAAUUGUUGGUUGUCAAAUUAUUGUCGACAAUAAAUUAUAUAAAACUACAAAAAUGGAUGAUAUGAUUGCGCCGCAAAUACGAGAUAAUUGUAAGCUCGCGUUACCUGACGGGCUUAAAGAGCUUAUGAAUGAUAUAACCAGAGAAGUGCUUCGAUACCAACCCGACAACCUGUACAAGUUCAUCGCUGACUAUCUAUCGGUGUUGUUAGUAACGCGAGAGAACCUAUCCAUUGCUGGUCGUUUAUGCUCGGAGAUAUGCAACUGCAAUUGUGAACCAGAAUUGGAAGCUGAACUUGCCGAUAUUGGAUUAGAUUCUGAUGAAGUGAAAGCAGCAGCGGCUAUCAUUGUGAAGUACUUUGAAAAGGAUGUGGUUAAUGAAGGCAUUCUGCUGAGGAAGCUAUUGGAAACAACUAAUAUAAAAGGAUUCUUGAUAACUGAUAUACAGGUCGCCAUUCGCAGGGCUUUUGUUCGUCAUCAAGAACAUAACACUGUUGUUUAUGAGUCUUCAUCAGACAGCGGUGAGGAUGACGUGACUCGUGCUGCGAAGCAUACCUUAGACAUCUACAGGCAGACUGAACCAACUGAACAUGAUUAUGAUCUCAUGUCCACGAAAAUACAAGCCUCGUACCGCGCUUUCGGUGUACGACGUUAUUGCGUGCCGAAAACUGAGGCUAAGACGAGAAAGUCUUCGCUCAAGAAUGUCACUGUAGUUGAACCUACGGCCGAACGUGACAUACGAUGUUACAAUAUACCUUAUCCAAAGUCACCUUCUCAUGGAAGCACUUCACAAGUUACAAGUUCAGUGGACGAAGAACUAGAAAUGACCGCGAGUAUGAGUAAAAAAAGACUAACUACAAUCUCGUCGACUUCACUAGCCGGCUCCUUCUUGACUUUGCCAUCACACAGGCCGUACUCUGCGCACGAGGGCGACGCCCUGUCAGACCUUGAGGAAAUACCAGAAAGAGAACACGCCUACAUUGAUUACACAGCCGAAUACCCUAUGUCGGUGGUGCUAGAUAGAGAAAUGUUCGAUAAAGAUGAUGCCAAUCACAGGAAGAUCAGUUUUAGUGAUGAGGUCCCAGUAGAGGAAAAGAAAUUGGGUCUUGUCGUUGAAGAUGAAGAUGACUCGUCGAGAGACGAUGACACGGAUCAGACGUCUUGGACUGAAUUUGUACCGUUUUAUGAUAAUACUAAAGAAAGUAUUUGUGAAAAUCGUUUCGAACAUGAAGCGACGGAUGAACAGGAAGAACAUGAAAGUAAUGAGGAGGGAGGCGCUGAGAAAAGCGUAACUAGUUCAAACGAACUUGGCAGUGAAGAACACCUUUAUUACCUGCAGGAGUAAGACUUUGAAUGGGGUUAAACAUUAUUCUGAUGGUCAAUUAGAACGGUUUCUUUCAUUGAAUUGAAGGUUUUGAAAGGCAAUGUCGUUCAUGACUAAAACAAGGAAAUGAAAGUUGGCUGCUACACAGAAUUCUGCUCGUUUAUUAAUCUGCUGUACAGCAUGGUUUUAUUUCUUCUUAUCCGUGUUAAAAUAUUUAUGGUAAAUUGUUGUGAAUAUCUGAAUAGGAUCAAGCCGAUUUUGUUUAAUAAA
This is a messenger RNA of Trichoplusia ni (cabbage looper), 1695 nucleotides long. RefSeq lists its product as uncharacterized. The transcript has 7 exons. The coding region runs from base 73 to 1446 and encodes 457 amino acids. NCBI's taxonomy places the organism in Eukaryota, Metazoa, Arthropoda, Insecta, Lepidoptera, Noctuidae. The record is from RefSeq and is a predicted model, not a curated record.